AUGAAUCUGGUGCUGAGAAAAUGCCUUCUCCAUGUGGCUGUGAUGGGUGCUCUUCUGGCUGUGGGGGCCACAGAAGGACCCAGAGACCAGGACUGGCUUGGUGUCUCAAGGCCACUCACAACUAAAGCCUGGAACAGGCGGCUGUAUCCAGAGUGGACGGAAAGCCAGGGGCCUGACUGCUGGAGAGGUGGCCAGGUGUCCUUGAAGGUCAGUAAUGAUGGCCCUACACUAGUUGGGGCAAAUGCCUCCUUCUCUAUUGCCCUGCACUUUCCUGAAAGCCAAAAGGUGCUGCCAGAUGGGCAGGUCAUCUGGGCCAACAACACCAUCAUCAAUGGGACCCAGGUGUGGGGAGGACAGCCAGUGUAUCCCCAGGUACCUGAUGAUACCUGCAUCUUCCCUGAUGGAAGGGCCUGCCCAUCUGGCCCUUGGUCUCAGACUCGAAGCUUUGUUUAUGUCUGGAAGACCUGGGGCCAGUACUGGCAAGUUCUGGGGGGCCCAGUGUCGGGACUGAGCAUUGUGACAGGCAAGGCAAUGCUGGGCACACAUACCAUGGAAGUGACUGUCUACCACCGCCGGGAGUCCCAGAGCUAUGUGCCCCUUGCUCACUCCUGCUCAGCCUUCACCAUUACCGACCAGGUGCCCUUCUCUGUGAGCGUGUCCCAGCUGCAGGCCUUGGAUGGAGGGAACAAGCACUUCCUGAGAAAUCAUCCUCUGACCUUUGCCCUCCGGCUCCAUGACCCCAGUGGCUAUUUGUCUGGGGCUGACCUUUCCUACACCUGGGACUUUGGAGACAAUACUGGGACCCUGAUCUCUCGGGCACUUGUGGUGACUCACACUUACCUAGAGUCUGGCCCAGUCACUGCCCAGGUGGUGCUGCAGGCUGCAAUUCCUCUCACUUCCUGUGGCUCCUCCCCAGUUCCAGUCACCACAGAUGGGCAUGGGCCAACGGCAGAGGCCCCUGGCACCACAGCUGGGCAAGUGCCUACUGCAGAAGUCAUAGGUACUACACCUGGUCAGGUGCCAACUGCAGAACCUUCUGGAACCACAGCUGUGAAGAUGCCAACCACGGAGGUCACAGGCACUACACCUGUACAGGUGCCAACUACAGAGGGCAUAGGUACUACAGCUGAACAGGUGCCAACCUCAGAGGGCAUAGAUACCACACCUGCAGAGAUGCCAACUGCAGAGGCCAUUCGUACAAUACCUGAAGUGUCAAUCGCAGAGCCCUCUGGUUCCACAGUUGUACAACUAACAACUAGAGAGUUGGUGGAGCCCACAGCUGGAGAGGUACCCACCCCUGAGCCUGAGGGUCUAGAUGUCCGCCCAUUCGUGCCUACAGAAGGUAUUACAGAUUCCCAGAGCCCCCUGCCGGAUGGUGCAGCUACCUUAAUCCUGGUGAAGCGAGAAACCCCUCUGGAUUGUGUGCUGUAUCGAUAUGGCUCCUUUUCUCUCGACCUGGACAUUGUCCAGGGUAUUGAGAGUGCUGAGAUCCUUCAGGCUGUGCCAUCCAAUGAAGGGGAUGCAUUUGAGCUGACUGUGUCUUGCCAAGGCGGACUGCCCAAGGAAGCCUGUAUGGACAUCUCAUCUCCAGGGUGCCAGCCCCCUGCCCAGCGGCUGUGUCAGCCUGUGCCACCCAGCCCGGCCUGCCAGCUAGUUUUGCACCAAGUACUGAAGGGUGGCUCGGGGACCUACUGCCUCAAUGUGUCUUUGGCUGAUGCUAACAGCCUGGCAAUGGUCAGCACCCAGCUUGUAAUGCCUGGUCAAGAAGCAGGCCUUGGACAGGCUCCCCUAUACGUGGGCAUCUUGCUGGUGUUGAUGGCUAUGGUGCUUGUAUCUCUGAUAUAUAGGCGAAGACUUCUGAAGCAAGGCUCAGCCCUCCCUCUUCCCCAGCUCCCACGUGGUAGCACCCACUGGCUGCGGCUGCCCAGGGUCUUCCGCUCUUGCCCCAUUGGUGAGAACAGGCCCCUCCUCAGUGGGCAGCAGCAGGUCUGAGUAGUCUUAUAUGACACUGUGAUUUGCCAAGGGUAGACAGCAAUGCCUAUCUUUUCUCCAGUCCUCCCUUGGAAAGUACCAUUAUCUGAAAUAAAUACUCAGAACCUG
Messenger RNA from Hyaena hyaena (striped hyena), 2100 nucleotides. RefSeq names its product premelanosome protein (gene PMEL). NCBI's taxonomy places the organism in Eukaryota, Metazoa, Chordata, Mammalia, Carnivora, Hyaenidae. The record is from RefSeq and is a predicted model, not a curated record. The transcript is spliced from 11 exons. The coding region runs from base 1 to 1992 and encodes 663 amino acids. Gene Ontology annotation, biological process: melanosome organization. Gene Ontology annotation, cellular component: melanosome.